AUGUUGGAGUUCUUUCCCAGCUGGUGACCCAGUUGUUGGAUCUGACCACAGGAGUUCAGUUACCCCCUGCAGAGUCUACAGAGACAGUUCCAUCUUCAUCUCCUGAGGGCCCUAAAGAUGAGGACCCGUAUGUGACAGUGCUAUCCUGUUGGACCAGUCAGGAGGAGGGGGAUACAGAAUCAUCCAAUGAGGAGGAGGAUCCAGGGGCUAGCCCCGCCCUUUCUGGGUCUGAUGGAGAUUCUUGUUCAGACUCGGCUGCCACCAGAGUUUUGACCAAUCGCACGGGACCUUUGAUCCCCAUGCGCCCAGCUCCACCCCCCCCUCACAGAAAGAACCAAUCAGUGAAGCAGAAGACUCCCAGGGCGGCAACCAUACGGGUGUCCAGGAAGAAGGGACACAGUGGCGGGUCAGCACCUCAGAGUGCCGUGGUCCGAGCCAGCUGGCUGGAUGUCUGGAAGGGUUUCAGAUACAGUGUCCUUUGGGCGACGUUGGACGGCCAGCUAAUGUCUCUGCGUAAGAAGCGCUCGGACCGCUUCAGCGAGAUCUUGUUCCACGUUUCUAGUAUCACCAAUGUGAAGCCUCAGGACAAAGGCCGGUUCUCUGUGUACUUCAGAAGGAAACAUUAUGACUUCAUGGCUCACAGUGACGAGGUUAGGGAAGGUUGGCUCCAGUCUUUAUUAGCGACCCGAGGCCUGCAAAGUCCUGCCUCCCCAGAACUGCAUGGACAAGUCUAUAUAAAGGACACGCGGAAUCGCGCCUACGCUGCCGUCUGGGGUCAUGACCUGUGGAUUUACCCCAACAAAGACAGCUUCCUACUGGGCAUCGCCUCAUUCUCCGUCCCCCUGAGCGUGGCCACUGUGAAAUCAAAGGGAAAACAGUCAUUCAUCCUUAUCACUCCAUACAAGACCUUCAACCUGUCUGUUGAUUCAUCCAAGGAUCUGUCUGCCUGGAUGGACAUUCUAUCCUCCACUAUCCAAAGUGCUCUCUCCUGCAGCCAGGUGGCGCUGCGUCUCUGGGAGAACCCAUACAACAAGGUGUGCGGUGACUGUGGAGCCCCCAAUCCAGAGUGGGCUUCGGUCAACCUGUUGCUCGUCAUCUGCCACAACUGUGCAGGUCAGCAUCGAGCAUUGGGCAGCAACCUGUCAAAGGUACGCAGUCUGAGGAUGGACAGCAAGGCCUGGACUGAACCCCUAGUGCAGCUGUUUGUUACCUUCGGUAACCGACUAGCCAAUCAGGUCUGGGCACCAGCUGUGCCGGCAACAGAGCAACUCCAUCCAGAGUCAACCGAUGAGCAGAGGUCAAAGUUUAUCCAGGACAAAUACAGCAGGGGACGCUACAGACGAGUCCACGCUCUAACGUCCAGCCCUGAGGAAGAUGAGGAGCUUCAUGGUAAACUGGAGGAAGAUCGUUUUCUCUUCUCAGUAGAAAAUGAUUCUGCUGCCUGCGACGUCCUCGACCUGCGAGAGGUUCUGUCUGUUUUCCUCAAAGACGGGCCGAAUAAUCAGUUCCAGCUGGUGAUGCUGAACGAUCAACUGAUCUGUGAUGCUGAUGACAAGGAGACACUGCAGACCCACCUGCUUUAUAUUCUAAAGGUGAUUCUCCCAGGAGACGUGUCUUAUGCUGAGGUGGGCGGAGCCUUGGCUGUCAGCAAAGCCUUUCAAGUGGGUGUUGCCUUGAAUCAGUCAGAUGUCUGGUUGUUGCUGUGGGAGGACGGAGUCAGCAUUCACCCCAUAAAUGGAAACACACAGCAGCCUAUGAGCUUCAAACUUGGCAUGCUCCAUCACCAUGAGAUGCACUCAUCUGAAAACAUCAUCACCAUGGAAACCGCAGACAGGAGGAUUUCACUGCGUUUCCAAGAGCAACACAGCUGUGAGACCUGGUUCAAACAUCUGGAGAGAGCCCUGGCCAAUCAGGACUCAGCUCCAGAGUGUCCUCCAGCAGCCAAUCAGAGCUCAGUUCUGUACCCGGUGAUUGACUCAAUGCUGAAAGGGUCUGUCCCAGCAGCCAUCGAGCGCUGCAUCUCCCACAUCACCACGUAUGGUCUGAAGGUGGAAGGUGUGUACCGGCGCUGCGGUCUCGCGACCAAAGUGAAAAAACUUGUGGAAGCGUUGAUGACUUCACCAAACUCUGCCCCCCUGGAGAAUGAUGAGCAGGGAGUUCUAGACGCUAGCUCCGCCCUCAAACAGUACAUCCGAGACAAACAGAGCCUGAUUCCUGACGCAGACCGAGAGCAGUGGCGGCAGGCUGCAGUGAUUUCAGAUGAACGCAGCAGGUUUAAAGAAUACAGACGGUUACUUCGGAAACUUCCUGAUGACAACAGAGCAACACUCAACGCUCUGUUUGGACACUUCUACAUGUAACACACACACAACACACACUCAGUAAC
Messenger RNA from Nematolebias whitei (Rio pearlfish), 2386 nucleotides. Its product is annotated as arf-GAP with Rho-GAP domain, ANK repeat and PH domain-containing protein 1. Lineage: Eukaryota; Metazoa; Chordata; Actinopteri; Cyprinodontiformes; Rivulidae. Gene Ontology annotation, molecular function: GTPase activator activity. Gene Ontology annotation, biological process: signal transduction. The record is from RefSeq and is a predicted model, not a curated record.